This is a messenger RNA of Cornus florida, 360 nucleotides long. Its product is annotated as acid phosphatase 1-like. The transcript has 2 exons. The record is from RefSeq and is a predicted model, not a curated record. Lineage: Eukaryota; Viridiplantae; Streptophyta; Magnoliopsida; Cornales; Cornaceae. The annotation marks the transcript as partial.
AUCGCGCCCUAUGGUGUUGGGCCGUGCACUUAUAAGAGCUUUCUAGUUUUGUACAAGGAGCUCCAACAGCUGGGAUUUAAGCUAUUCCUGUUAACCGGAAGGGAUGAGACCUACGGAAACGCUACAGAGACAAAUCUUCAAAGUGCUGGGUACACCAGUUGGGAAAGACUUAUCUUGAGGGGAAGUCCAAAUGCGGGCAAACCCGCCAUCGUCUACAAAUCUUGGGCGAGAAAGGAGUUAGAAGCCGAAGGUUAUAGGAUCCAUGGAAGCUCUGGGGAUCAGUGGAGUGACUUGUUGGGCUUUGCAGCGGCCACACGAUCUUUUAAACUCCCAAAUCCAAUGUAUUACACUGCUUGAUUC